AUGGUUUUGUCUUCUCCAAAUGAGACCACGGUAGCUACCAAGUCAGAAGAUGCGGGCAGCACUGCUCAACCUCAGCACGCGAACAGAACUAAGGGACCAGAAGCAAACACCACGGAUGAAUCAGAGACGAACCCGACGGCGAUGCAUGGUUUCAAGCUCUAUGCCAUUUUCAUUGGUAUCUGCUUUGGUGCCUUCCUGAUGUCCUUGGAUAUUUUCGUCAUCGCAACAGCCAUUCCAUCCAUCACGUCCGACUUUCACGAUACCUCGCAGCUGGCUUGGUAUCCGGCCGCUUAUUCACUCACGACAUGCACCUUGACUCCGCUAGCAGGAAAGCUAAGCGCAAAAUUUCCUCUUCGCUGGGUCUACAUCACCUUCUUUUCUAUAUUUAUGGUUGGCAGCCUCAUAUGUGGCUUUGCGCCAAAUAGUAACAGCUUCAUUGUGGGUCGUGCAGUGGCAGGCGUCGGAGCGUCCGGUGUCGCCAGCGGAGGGUUUGUUAUUGUUCUCACUGUCUGUCCCGAAAAAAUGAAACCGGUCUUGAUGGGAAUUUGCAGCAGCUGUUUUGCCAUUGGUAUAAUUGUGGCACCCGUUAUAGGUGGUGCGUUUACAGAGAAGGCAUCGUGGCGGUGGUGUUUCUGGGUCAACCUUCCUCCUGGUGCUGUAACAUUGGUCUCUAUGCUGUGCUUCUUCAACCCCCCAUCCAUCCAGACAGACGGGACCAUUAUUCAACGGAUCAAAGGCCUGGAUCUUAUCGGAUGUGGAAUAUUCAUUCCAACUAUUUUUAUGCUACUUCUCGCUAUGAUGUGGGGCGGUACGGAAAAGGAUUGGAAUUCGGCAACAAUCAUUGGUCUCUUUGUGGCCUCAGGUGUGAUGUUCAUAAUCUUUGUUUUCUGGGAGCGCCAUAAAGGAGAUGGCGCUAUGAUACCGGGGAUUCUAAUCGUCAGACGAACAGUCACUUUUAGUGUCUUGUUUUCCUUCUGCCAUUUCGGAUCACUUGGCAUCCUGAACUACUAUCUCCCUGAAUGGUUUCAAGCCGUGGAUAGCGCUACUCCUUUGGAAAGUGGUACGCGUACUUUAGCCUCUGUUGUCGCUCAAAUAGUGGGAACACUGACUGCUGGUAUUUUGGCCCGGAAGAUAAAUUAUUAUAAUCCUUGGCUUCUCACUGGUCCUCUCUUUAUGUGCACCGCCGCAGCCUUAUACACUCAAUUUUCGACUUAUAAUACACCAUCUAGCCAUUGGAUUGGCUUCCAGGUCAUCCAAGGCCUCGGGGUCGGUAUGGCUCAGCAAAUGCCCACUCUCCUAGUCCAGCUGGCAGUCAAAGAUAAACCAGAUUUUAUGCCCGCUGCUGUCUCUCUCAAUUUAUUCUUUCAGUACCUAGGGGCCACGGUCACACAGGUUAUUGGAGGUAUCGUGUUCCGCUCAAUUCUGAGCAAAGAACUGACCAAACAUGCCGGUCUGAAUACCUCCCAAAAGGCUUUGUUAUCUGAGGCUGGAACUGCCCACGUACGCGAAAUUACUGAGAAUAAUUUCCCCAAACGGUUAAGUCUGGUUUUGGAAUCUUACAACACAGCAAUUACUUCAACAUUUUUUGUUCCAGUUGCUACGACAGCAACGGCAUUCUUCUUGGCUUUCGGGGUCAAGUGGACGAGGAUCCAUGAGAAAAGGGGGACUGCGCCAGAAGAGGGGGAACUUGAACGGCAGUAG
This is a messenger RNA of Penicillium cinerascens, 1701 nucleotides long. Its product is annotated as MDR family MFS transporter. The coding region runs from base 1 to 1701 and encodes 566 amino acids. The record is from RefSeq and is a predicted model, not a curated record. The transcript has 4 exons. Lineage: Eukaryota; Fungi; Ascomycota; Eurotiomycetes; Eurotiales; Aspergillaceae. Gene Ontology annotation, molecular function: transmembrane transporter activity. Gene Ontology annotation, biological process: transmembrane transport.